Oreochromis aureus is the source of this 1857-nucleotide messenger RNA. Its product is annotated as elastin-like. The transcript has 21 exons. NCBI's taxonomy places the organism in Eukaryota, Metazoa, Chordata, Actinopteri, Cichliformes, Cichlidae. Bases 1 to 1557 code for a protein of 518 amino acids. The record is from RefSeq and is a predicted model, not a curated record.
AUGACUGGGAGUGCUGUGCCUGAGCAAAAAGCUGCAGAGGCAGAGGUUAUUUUGGGGGUAGACAGCACCGGUGAGGGGAACGCUGCCCCUGAAAGCUCCAAAGCUGUUCCCGAAACAGAGGCAGCUCAAAUUACAGAAACCACCGCCGCCCCUCAGGAAACAACGACUGUAGUUGUGCCUGAAGUCGCACCAGAAGAAGCCAACAUCAAACAUGAGGCCGAGGCAGAGAUUGACAACCCCGGGGUCAAAGAUCACCCUGCAGGGGAAACUAGGGCAACGGGAAGAGCUUCAGUCUCCAAGGGUCAAGGAGCUAAACCAACCAAACAUGACUGUGGACCAUCAGGAGUACCAAAUGGACAAUGGAUGAAAAUCCCUAGACCUGAUUAUAUCGCAGGUGCUGGAGCAUCUAUGGGCACAAACACCAAAGGUUUUAGCACAGGAAGCCAAAUGUUCCCUGGACUCGGCAAUGGAUACGGAGCAGGUUACGGACAAGGAGGCUACCUUGGAGCUGGAUAUGGGAAUGGACAUCCAUUUGGAGGUUAUGCAAAUGGCUACGGUGCAGGUGUACAGCCUGACUAUGCAAGCCUUGGACAAGGUGUGCCUGUUCCUGAUGGCAAAUCAGGUAUUGGCAUCGGUGGGCUGCAGUUUUCUGGGCAGCCUGUCGGUACGGGAAUUAAUCGUGCAGGAAAGUAUGGUUAUGGAUUUAGCCCCUAUGGUGCUGCAGGUGACGGAAAGCCGUUUGGAAAAUAUGGAUAUGGAGGGUUCCCCAAUGGUGGACAACUACUUGGCCUUGGCAAUGCUGGAAAUACAGCUGGUAAAUAUGGUUAUGGAAGGCUGCCUUAUGAAGCUCAACCAGCUGGACUGGGCCCUGAAACAAAAUCUACUGGUCUGGCUGUGUCACAAUAUCAGCCUGACCCACUCGGGCUUGGACAUAAUGUGAAAGGAAAAUAUGGUGGCGCUGAGGUUCCCUAUGCACCACAGGCUGUUGGUUUUGGUGGUGAAGCUAAAUCUUCUGGGAAAUAUGCAGAUAAUCAGGGAGCUUACCAGUCACAGCCUCUUGAAACUGCAGCUGAAGGUGCAGCAGGUUUAACUUAUGAGCCCCAGCCCCUUGAGUCCUAUUCAGCUAGAAAAUCCUACGUGAAAGGAGAGGUGCCCACUCCAGGGCCUGCAGCUGAAGGCGUGGGGAGGUUCAUUGAUGGAUAUGAAAACCUGGGCUACAUAAAUGGCCGAGUGCAACCACAAGCCCCCACCCCCAGCCCCAACCUGGCCUAUCCGUCUGUCCCCUCCCGUCUCCCUGCAGAGUCCUCAUUCACAGCUGACGCGAUGCCCGGUGAUGUUCGGCACUUCCCCAAUCUAGAAGGGACAGCCGGCCUCACCCUCGACUCACCACCUGCUACAGAAACAGAGGGUACGGCUCAGGUGUCCGAGCAACCCGACGACCUGCCGCGUCAGAUACACAUCCAGCAGCAUCUCAAACUGCAUUUUCAGCCACAAGGAGCAAAGGACAGCAAAUAUGAUCUGAAUGGCUUCUUUGGGGAUAGUGGGCAUCAAGGUUAACUCUACUGAGAACAACAAAUUGAAUCUCUCUUAAUUGUUGUUGUUGUAUGUGAUAUAAUAUGAUAGUGAUAAUUUGGUGUCUUGUUUAGUUUUGUCCUUCACAUUUUUGUCCCGUGUUUCCUGUUAUCCUUACAACCAAAAUGUAAUUUUGUUUAGCAUUUGUAAUAACCCCUCUCAGAUUAGUUGAAAUAUUUCUAAAAACAAUAACUCCAUCUAAUUUAUUUUAUAUGAGAAAUUCUUUUUUACUACUUGUGGCAAUCAUGUGUUUGUUAUUGUACAGUAUUUGAGUAAUUAAAACUA